Messenger RNA from Lodderomyces pseudojiufengensis, 4062 nucleotides. RefSeq names its product Bnr1p (gene BNR1). Gene Ontology annotation, cellular component: cellular bud neck; mating projection tip; cell division site. Gene Ontology annotation, molecular function: small GTPase binding; actin binding. Lineage: Eukaryota; Fungi; Ascomycota; Pichiomycetes; Serinales; Debaryomycetaceae. The record is from RefSeq and is a predicted model, not a curated record. Bases 1 to 4062 code for a protein of 1353 amino acids. The transcript has a single exon. Gene Ontology annotation, biological process: barbed-end actin filament capping; actin filament bundle assembly; mitotic actomyosin contractile ring assembly.
AUGUCAAAAUUCACAUCUCAAGUCUUGCAUGUGACAACAAAACAUAGUCAGAAUGAAACAUUAAAUUCAUUUCAAAAUAUAAAUUAUAAGAGGAACAAGAUACCAGAUAAAGAAAUUGUCAAUUUUUUAUUUGAAAAAUUGUUGUCAAUACGAAUAUUUUCAAAAGAAGCGGUAAAUUCAUUACGACGGGAAUCAUUAGAAAGAAAAUGGGAGUUACUAUUAAGAGAAAAUGAGACUAACAGUUCAUUUGAUUUAAGUGUUACACCUCAUCAACUUAUUAAGGAACGUCAAUUUGACCUUGAAGAGUUCAACUCUAAAAACGAACUCGCUAUAAAAGAUAACCUGCCUGAAUGGUAUAUCUCGCAGAUAAUGGCAAAUAAUUUAAAAUUAAUGCAUUUCAAAACUUUAGAAAAAAAAUUAGAUAAUAAAUCUCAAUUAAAUGAUUCUGAUUUUAAUUGGGUGGACAGCUUUUUGUUUCAUCAAGGGGAUUCUGCACUAUCUGCAUUUCUAUUAAAGAUAGCCAAGAGAAGUGUUAAAUCAAAUGAAGAGUUAGAUAUUGAAUAUUUAAUUAUCAAAUGUUUAAAACAUAUUCUUCAUUUUGAGAGGGAAGAAAGUUUACAAUCAGGGAUGGCAAAUUCCAAAAAGACUAUUAUUAAUGCUUUAUCCAGAUCAUUGAGAUCACCUCGUAUUGCUACUAGAGUUUUGGUAACAGAAUUAUUCAUUAAUUUAAUCUACUAUAGCAAAGGAGACGAAGAAAUAAUUAAUAGUAUUUCAAAUGAAACUGGAAAAUUUAAGUCUUGGUUUGAUGUGGUAAAAUCUUCAUUAUCAAAUAACUGGUUACUUGAAAAUGUUGAUUCAUAUUUGGCAAAUUAUUUCACAAUCACAUUGAUGAUGGUUAAUAGCAUUCUCCAAAGUGCUGGAUCACUAAGGAAGAGAUGUCUAUUGCGUCAAGAUUACAAAAAGGCAGGUAUUGCAGAUAUACUCGAGAAAGCUAAUUAUUUUAAAAACAUUAGGAUUAGGAAUGAAAUUGACAAAUAUACUUCGUCUCAACUUGCAGAUAAUGAAUUUUCAAGGGAGAAAGUAGGUAAAAGCCUACCUCGACUACCAGUCAAAAGUUCAAAUGAAGAUUGCUUAGUUUCCAGUUCUAGGGAAAUUGUUCAUGGAACAAAGUUAGACAUUGAUAUCGAAACUAUUUUUAAAGAAUUUUUUCUGCAAGGCCAAAAGUCCAAUGAUAUUAAAAAGACAUUUGAAAUAUUUGAAAUCAUAUUAACAAAAUUACUUUCAAAUGAUAAUGUAUCAAAUGUUUCCAUUCAAAGAUUGAUUGAUGGUUUGGCAUCAGAGGUUACGACCAGGAAAGCUAUUGAAGAGUGUGGGAAAUUGCAAAAAGAAAUUAAAUUUUUGAAGGAGUCUAAUGAAUUAUUGAAACAAAACUAUUCAAUUGAAGAUACAGAAGAAAAGCAAAAGAUAAUUGAUCUACAAAAUGAACAGAUAGUGUCUCAAAAGAAACAAAUAGGGUUAUUACAAAGACAAAUUAAACAAUUUGAAGAAGAUAAAGGUCGAAGUGCUCGUCAAAGAAUAAUAACUCAUUCAUUUGAUGAUCUUGCUGAUACAAGGAAAAAUUCACCAAAAAAAUCAACAAUUUAUUCAAACAAUGUUCCAGCUAAUUGCGUUUAUGCUGAUUUAAAUGACACGAGUUCUUCUUCAUUUCAUAGAGGUCCACCAACUCCACCUGCAUUAUUAUCAAAAUUUGACAUCCUUUCAGAUUCGGAGAUUAAAUUACCCACUAGGAAGCCAAAUCUAGCCAGACUUUUGGGUUUAGAGCCAUCGAAUGAUAUUGGGACGAUAAAGUCAAGUUCACCCCUUAACGUACCAACUCCACCACCAGUUCCCGGCUUUCUUGACAGUAAGGAAACAUCUGCUUCAUCUUCAACUCAUUCUUCACCACCACCAAAUGUUGCCAUAUCAACUGAACCGCCCGAAGUUGCUUCAGCUCCACCAUUACCCGAUUUUUUGAAGAAAGCUACAUCAUCAGCUCCCAAUCCACCAUCGUUACCAACAUUUUUGCAGCCAGCCAUAAAUCCAUCUAACUUAUCCCCGAACUUUUCAACAAACUCAAAAACAGACAAUCCAGCGGCAGUUACCUCGUCCUCAACUUCACCAUUAGCACCUCCAGCACCUCCAUUAGCACCUCCUUUACCACCUCCAAUAGCAUCUCCAUUAGCACCAGCACCUCCAUUAGCCCCUCCAAUAGCACCUUCUUUAGCCAAAGUCUUUCUGCAUUCGUCCAAGAAGAAGAGCCAAGCGGUUGCAACAAAAUCAGACAACAAUCUGUCAAUAAGUGCAGAAGACAAAGAUGCAGGCAUCACAUUGUCAUCAUCCAGACCAAAGGUGAAGUUAAAACAGUUUCAUUGGAACAAAAUCAAUGAUAUCGAGAGAACUUUUUGGAAAGAUAUGGAACUUACAUCAUUAUCCGAUAAGCUCGCGGAACAAGGAGUAUUCGACGAUAUUGAAAAAGUGUUUGUGGCUACGACCCCCAAUACAAAAAAGACAAUUGAAAAGAAAGAGAAUGAACCAACAAAUAAAAUUAGUUUUUUACCCAGAGAUUUGGCUCAACAAUUUGGUAUUAAUUUAUACGCUUUUGCUGGUUUAUCUGAGGAAAAAUUAGUAAUGAAGAUUUUGAGAUGCCAUUCAGAUGUAUUGGAAAACAUUAGUGUCAUUGAAUUUUUCAACAACGAUGCUUUAUUCGAAAUUAGUGAUAGUUUACUGAAAAAUUUGUUACCAUAUUCAAGUGAUCCAAGAACCAAGAGAUUACCAACUAAAGAUCCAAAUAAUUUGGACAGACCUGAUAGGAUUUUUUUGGAGUUGUGUUUCAAUUUAAGACAUUAUUGGCGAGCGAGGUCUAAAGCAUUGUUGUUUGCUCAAACUUACCAGAAAGACUAUCAUGAUUUGAGCAUGCGAUUAGAUUUGUUAGACAUGGGAAUAGAGUGCUUAAAUAGGUCAGAAAAUUUUAGAAAAGUACUAAGUGUUAUUAAAUUGAUUGGAAAUUUUAUGAAUGGUGCUUCAAAACAAGCUUCAGGAUUUACUUUAGAUACUUUACAAAGGUUGAAAUUUAUGAAGGAUGAACUGAAUUCUAUGAGCUUUUUGCAUUAUAUUGAAAAAAUUAUAAGGCAAUCAUUUCCAGAAUAUUCAUCUUUCGUAGACGAAUUAAAUGAAUUAUAUGAAAUCCAGAAUAUUACAACGGAGCAAUUAGAGUUAGAUUGUCAAGAAAUGAUCAAAAAUUUAAACAUCAUCAACAAUGCAUUGGAGAACGGUAAAUUAAGCAGAAAAAACGAUUUACAUCCAUCAGAUAGAAUCAUUACAAUACUCAAUAAUUCCAUGAAAGAUGCAGAUGAAAAAAUCCAGUCCCUUCAAACUCACAUGAAAGACACAAUGUCCAAGCAUAAAUCUAUUAUGACAUUUUUUGGUGAGAGUAUAAAUGAUGGUAAUUCAUCGAGGGACACUUUUUUUUCAAAAAUAAUGAUUUUUGUAACAGAAUACAAAAAAGCACACGUUGAAAAUAUUCAAAAGGAAGAAGAACAAAAAGUAUAUGAAAUGAGGAAAAAGAAAAUUGAAGAUGUUUUGGCAAAAAAUUUACAGGAUGGAUCAAAAUAUGUUGAUAGUGUUGAAGAUGCAUCAGCUGCAAUUGAUAGAUUAUUAGAAAAACUUCGGACUGCUGGACACAAGAAGGAUAGAAAAACCAAAAAAAAUAAAAGCGAUUAUCUUGAUUCAAAAUCAUCAGAUUCGGAUGCACCAGGUACAGCUGAUCUUGAAUACGAAAGUGUUAAUAAUUUGAAACGAAGGUUAACAAAUAGGAAAAAAAAUAAUGAUAAGGAAAUAACUAAGGUAGAUCACAUCAACACUGUUCUGCGUGCUCAAGUUAUGUUACAACAACUAAGAAACGGACAAGCUGAAGAUCAAACAGACAAGAAAAGUGAUAGUCAAUCUAGUGUUCAAGCUGAAAGUAUAGUCGACGAAAAUGAAGAUAAAGAAAAUUUCAAACAGGAGAUUUUGAAGAAAGUAUAA